AAAGGUCAAAAACGAAAAGGAACGGGAAGGCGUGGUCCUUACAAAAAGUUUUAUGUUCAAGAGGAAACAUGAAGUUCAGAUACCCUGCAAGGGGAUGAAGACAUAUCUAUGUUUGAUGUCACCGAUUCAGGAAUUGAUGCCACCAUAGAAUUAGAUGAUACUCAGAGUCAAUGCUCUUCGGAGACUGUAGAAAAUGGAUUCUCCGCACAGAUGGUCCAUUCAUAUCCGGAUAGAGGUAUACCACAAGUAGACAAUGUUGAAAUGGAGUUUGAUUACAUCAAAACACACGAGAAUGAGCUGAUCAAGAAUUGCUAUCCUGAAGAAGAUCAUAUUUCAGAAGAAAGUGAAGAGGAAUAUGAUUUAGACUUUGAUGUCCUUUCUGAUAUUCUUCAACCUUCUGACACCGCAGACCCUCUUCAAUCAACAAACGACUCAGAGGAUAUGAAUGACUUUGACUCGGAUCCACUUUAUCCAGGUGCAUCUGUGACUUUAGGAGCCUUUAUGCUUCUGCUAGCUGUCUUUACAUCCAGGUACAACUUGAUUGGGGAAGCGACAGAGCAGCUUCUGAAAAUUAUUGCACUAGCCCUGCCUCAUGGCCAUAAACUCUGCUCUUCAUUAUAUGAGUUUAAACUUUUCUUCAAGAAUUUGCGAAAUCCUCUUGUUCGACAUUAUUACUGCAACCAUUGCCUUGGUUAUGUUGAAAAUACAUCGGUUUCAAACUGUCCUUAUGAAUUUUGUGGAGCAACAUUCAGUGGCAAAAAUUCUUGUUAUUUCAUUGAAAUGCCUCUAGAAAACCAAGUAAAAAAUUUGUUUGCUCAAAAUGGAUUUUACAACAGUUUAGGACAUCGAUUUAAUAAGACAAAAAGCACAAGAAACUCUUAUGAAGACAUUUAUGAUGGGCAUUUGUACAAAAAUUUAUGUGAGAUUAAUGGAGUCCUCAGUUUUCAAGAAAAUAUCUCAUUUACGUUUAAUACUGAUGGGGCACCAGUUUUCAAAAGUAGCAAAACAUCUAUUUGGCCUAUUUAUUUGAUAAUUAAUGAACUGCCCUACAAGCAAAGGAUGAAUAAAGAAAACAUGAUUCUGGCAGCACUUUGGUAUGGAAAUAAGAAACCAUCGAUGGGAACGUAUCUAAAACCAUUUUUACAAUCUCUGAAAAAAUUAAAUGAAGGCAUACAAUGUGAAUCACCAGAUAAAGGCAUCUUUGUAUGCAAGGGACUCUUGCUUUGUGGAACAGCUGACCUCCCAGCCAGGAGUUUGCUCUGCAACCACGUCCAGUACAAUGGUGCAUUCUCUUGUUGGAAAUGUGAACAGGAAGGCGAAUCUGCAUCUGUUGGUCGUGGCCAUGCGCGCAUAUUUCCUUUUGAGCAUCAAAAUCCUAAAGGGCCAGAAAGAACAAAAGAAAAUGUGCUUCAACACGCAAGAGAAGCAGUAGACCAUCAGCAAGUGACCAUGGGAAAACCCGUGAAAGGAAUCAAGGGUCCAUCAUGGCUACAUUUCGUUCCGCACUUCAACAUUGUCUCUGGAAUGGCAAUAGAUUAUAUGCACGGAGUGCUUCUUGGAGUUCAGAAGAUGAUGUUGGAAUUGUGGUUUGGAGCAAAGUACAAGGGGAAGGAUUUCAACAUAAAUAACCGUGUGUGUGAAGUUGAUAACAGACUUCAGAGCAUUCGUCCAACACUUGAUGUUACUCGCCUUCCCCGUUCAAUAGAAAAGGAUUUAAAGUACUGGAAAGCAUCAGAAUUUAGAUCUUUUUUGUUAUAUUUUGGAGGUCCAGUUCUACAUGGGAUUUUAGAUAAGGAUCGGUUUUCCCAUUACCUUUUGUUAGUAGACUCAAUGCAUAUUCUUUUAAAGUGUGGGUCUACUGACAAGGAUUUAGACAAAGCAGAAAGUCUCUUGAUUAGGUUUUGUAGUCGUUUUGAAAAUCUAUAUGAGAGAUGUUUUUUAAGACUUAAUGUUCACCAACUUCUUCAUUUACCAGACUGUGUCAGAAAUCUUGGACCUCUGUACACACACAGUUGUUUCUCUUUUGAGAGUAAAAAUGGGAUAGUGCUAAAAAUGAUCAGAGGAAGUCAAAGUAUUGAUACACAAAUAAUUACUGCAUUAUCAUUUAUUCAAAAACUGCCAGAGUUAAAGCAAAAGUGCAUUGUUAAAGAUUCAGAAAUAGAUAUGCUAUGUAAAAUUAUUGAAGACCCAUCUCUUCUUAAAAGGGGACAGAAGUUAGAUGAUGGCAUAUAUAUUUUAGGUGCUUCUUACGGUAGAUGUUUAACCAAUAAUAAGGUUGGUGCACUGCAGCAAUUUUUAAAACAUGACCCUAUAGUGAAUACUUAUACAAGCUUUAACCGUGUAGAGUAUGGGGCAUAUGUAAUUUAUGGUACUGAAUAUUCAAGAAUGAUUAAAAGAAACAAUUCAGCUGUAUGCUACCAAGGGGAGAGUGGUAUCUGUUUUGGAGAAGUGAUGUUUUUUAUUUUAUGUCAAAACACUUCCAAUAUUGUACAACCACUUGUUUUCAUUAAGAAGUUAUUCUGUAGAAAUUAUAAUGAAGAUUUGCACAUCUUGUCAGUUACAGAAACAAAUGACAUUGAAGUUGCUCAUAUUAGGAGUUUGUUGUCCAGCUGCAUGUUAGUAGCUUAUCCUGGAACACAGAAGUCAUUUGUUUGCAAAUUUCCAAAUAGACUGGAGUCUGAUUAAAACUAUCAUUGAUUGAUUACUUGAUUAGAAAACAAAUCUCUGAAAGCAGUUUGUACAUGAUUGAUUUUUUUUUGCUAAAUUUAUGCAAGGGAUUUAAAGUCUAUCAUAAUCUAAUAGUAUGUGUGUGUAAUAUCUUAACAGGUACCGUGUAUGCUUUGUAGCUUAACGUACAAGUUAUCUAAAUUGAUUGUUUACAGAGAAACAUAAUGCAAAAAUGUGUAUAUAAUAAACAUAUUCAGUAAUAACA
Molecule: messenger RNA, 2932 nt
Organism: Magallana angulata
Lineage: Eukaryota; Metazoa; Mollusca; Bivalvia; Ostreida; Ostreidae
Exons: 2
Coding region: 109-2685 (858 amino acids)
Source: RefSeq, a predicted model, not a curated record